Fraxinus pennsylvanica is the source of this 1893-nucleotide messenger RNA. NCBI's taxonomy places the organism in Eukaryota, Viridiplantae, Streptophyta, Magnoliopsida, Lamiales, Oleaceae. The record is from the annotation of a GenBank genome assembly.
AUGCUCACAAAAAACAGGUCUUGCUUGAUAAUCUGUGUGUUGUUUUUCUUAUGUUUUUCUAUAAGCCUUAAUCUCUCCGAAGGAGCUGAUAGCAUCACAGCAAACCAAUCUCUGUCUGUAAACCAGACAAUUAUCUCUGCUGGAGAGACUUUUGAACUGGGAUUCUUCAGACCAGGUAAGUCUUCAAGGUAUUAUGUUGGAACAUGGUACAAAAAUGUUAGUCAAAGGACUAUAGUUUGGGUAGCAAAUAGGGAGAAUCCCAUUUCAGACGUUAAUUCUGCAGAACUGAAAAUUUUAGAUGGGAAUUUGGUGCUUAUUGAAAAAGCCCAUGUUCGGGUUUGGUCCACGAAUAUAAACUCAACAACCUCAAAUUCGGUAGUGGCAACUCUAGGUGAUGAUGGGAAUUUAGUUUUGAGAGAUGGGUCAGAACCUAGGACAAGUGAAGGAUUUUGGCAAAGUUUUGAUAAUCCAGCAGAUACAUGUAUGCCUGGUGGCAAAAUUGCUUAUGACAAACGAACGAAAACAAAGCAGCUCUUUAUAUCUUGGAGAAAUUCUGAGGAUCCUGCACCUGGGCUUUUCUCCCUUGAACUAGAUCCUAAUGGGAGACAGAUUAUUAUAAGAUGGAAUAGGAAUGAACAGUACUGGGCUAGUGGAGCUUGGAAUGGGCAUAUAUUCAGUUUAGUGCCCGAAAUGAGGCUGAAUUAUAUUUAUAAUUAUAGUUAUGAAGAUAAGGAAAAUGAGAGUUAUUUCACAUAUUCGUUUUAUGAUCCUUCCUUUAUAUCUCGAUUCGUGAUGGAUGUUUCCGGGCAAAUUAAGCAAUUUUCGUGGUCGGAGAAUAUGAAGGAGUGGAAGUUGUUUUGGUCUCAACCAAGGCAGCAAUGUGAAGUGUAUGCUUAUUGUGGGGCAUAUGGUAGCUGCAAUCAGAAUUCAUUGCCCUUCUGUUCUUGUUUGCCUGGAUUUAAGGAAAAGUUGGAGAAUGAUUGGAAUUUGAAGGAUUAUUCAGGUGGCUGUGAAAGAGAGAUCAAUUUGCUGCAGUGUGAGAAUGGUAGUACUUCUACGGGGACGAAAGACAAGUUUUUGCCAAAUCCUCAAGUUAGGCUACCUAAAAAUUCUCAAUCGAUGAUGGCGGGGAGUGCUGGAGAAUGUGAAUCUGUCUGCUUGAAUAAUUGCUCUUGUACAGCUUAUUCUUACGAUGGCAAUUGCAUGGUUUGGAAUGGGGAAAUAAUGAAUUUGCAACAACUCUCGGAAAAUGAUGGCAGUGGGAGAACUAUCUAUAUUCGACUUGCUGCCUCUGCUCCUCAGUUUUCGAGCAACAAAAAGAAUAAAGGGGUUGUCAUGGGCGCUGUUGUGGGUUCUGUUGCUGUUGUUAUGGUGCUCUUGGCAUUUGUUGGGGUCAUGAUCUGGAGACAUCGAAGGCGUAGAGUUGGAGCUAAAAAAGCCGUUGAGGGUUCAAUGGUAGCAUUCGGCUUUGGCAUGAUGCUUUUUGAAUUCAUAUCUGGGAGGCGAAACUCUGAGCAAUCUGAAGAUGGGAUGGUUAAAUUCUUCCCAUCUUUUGCUGCGAGUGUGAUAGCAGAGGGUGGCGACAUUCUUGGCCUAUUAGACCCUGCAUUAGAUAGACACGUUGAUGCAGAAGAGGUAUCGAAAAUAUGUAAAGUUGCUAGUUGGUGCAUACAAGAUGAGGAAAAUAUUAGGCCAUCAAUGGGCCAUGUCGUUCAGAUUCUUGAAGGCAUCUUGGAUGUGAACUUGCCUCCAAUCCCACGAUCUCUUAAAUUGUUCGUCGAAAGUCAGGAACAGAUAGUGUUCUUCACUGAUUCCUCCUCGGGCCAGAGUUCUCAAACGCUGUGCGGACUGCCUCUCAAUCCAAGAGAACCACAUCAACAAAUUAGCGCGUAA